Messenger RNA from Salvia miltiorrhiza (redroot sage), 1228 nucleotides. RefSeq lists its product as uncharacterized. Gene Ontology annotation, molecular function: protein-disulfide reductase activity. The transcript has 6 exons. The record is from RefSeq and is a predicted model, not a curated record. Bases 394 to 900 code for a protein of 168 amino acids. NCBI's taxonomy places the organism in Eukaryota, Viridiplantae, Streptophyta, Magnoliopsida, Lamiales, Lamiaceae.
AACACUUUUUUCUCUCUCACUUUUCCUUUCUUCUUUACACGCUCUCUCUCUCUCUUUUCGCUCCCUCUUUCUGCGUCUCUCAGUAGCUCUCGCUCUCCGGUGGACGUCACCGGUCCUCGCCGCCUCUGGUGCGGCGCGGCCGGCCCCUCUCUUCCCCCUCUAUUUUCUUCCCUUCCCUACAUCUAAAUCCCCAAAUUAAAAAAAAUCUAAUUCCUAGGGUUUCUACCUCCCUUCUUCCCCUCUGGAAUUCGUUUCUCCGGCGAGGCCUGCCUCCACCGCCGUUGUCUGCGUCGCGCCGCCGCCUCCUCUGACUCAGGAAUCAACGAUUCGGGAUAUCUUUGGGAAUAUUUGGAUUCGUUUUGGGAUGCUUUUAAUGAUGUUUGAGAAGAGUUCAUGAAUAUACAAGUCCGUGGGCGCAAACGGAGCUCAAAUCGAAUGUCGGACGAAAGAGAACGGAUGUCAAGAAGUCCGCGUGUCGCAAAGACUACUCAUCAUGCAAGAUCGCUCUCACUCUCUCUCUGUCGUCCUCACCGCCCCGCCGCCGCCUUCAUCGUCCGCAAUAGAGUUUGGUCUUUCGUCGCCCACCACCACCCCCAUAUCGACGUAUCAGGAGUGAAAUGGAUCAUCAGGGCUCACAAAGAUAAGAAAAUAAGAUUAUGUUGUGUGCAAUCAAAAGCAGCUGAGCCUUACAUGAAAGUUUGUGGUGUGGACAGAGAAGAUGUUCUUCGUCACUUCCUGUUCGUGGAGGCUCCCGAUUCAUACCACCAAGGCUUUGCUGCUGCUUUGAGAGUUUGUUCAUACUUUCCCAAGCCUUUUUUUGUCUUGAGUGCUCUCAUGGUUGUUCCCGCCCCCUUGAGGGACGCCGUCUAUGACUAUGUGGCAAAGCGACGCUAUGACUAGUUUGGGAAAGAAGACGACUGCUUGGUCCUCAAGGAAGUGGAGUUGCUCGAACGCUUUGUUGAUUGGGAAAAGUUGCUGCUGAGAUGAAGACAACAACUUAACUCCCAUGGUAAUACAAGCUUUUCAUCCUGUUUGGUGAAAAAGGCUGCUAGACAUGUUGAAAGCUAAAAACAAGUUUUUGUGUUUUGAUUGCUUAGAUGUAAUAUGUUGUCACUGACAACAACACUGAAUUGAGUUGUGCUUAAUAGGGUGUUAUUAAUAUUGUAUCAGUUGAAAUAAUACAUUGCAAUAGUGAGUGGUGUGAAUUCCAUGAUAUUAUUGUAUUUAA